CCUGGAGUAGACAACUAAAACUUAACGGCCAUUAAGCAAAACGGUGCUCUGUAUUUAACGACAUCGUUUUAAUCUAACCAAAUAAUAUUACCGCUGUUGCAAAGACUACGAGAGGGAGAAAAUAAAAAACCCAAAGCAAACCCUAUCGUUCAAGUGAUUGCGAGAAGACCGAACCUGAAUUGUAUGAUGGCGAAGGAUCCUAGCCGUUUGCUGUCGAAAGCGUCAUGGUUAGCGAGAAAGCUGUGCACGGCGGCCGAGGCUGUGGCGGAGGCGGUUCCUUCAGCGGUGGGUUCAUUAGAUAAACCAGUAAGGCUGUACCCGAGGUUGUCGGCUCUAGGAGCGAAGGGUGGGAGCGUGUCAAUGACGUUAAAUGAAUAUGUAAUGGAAGGAAACACUAUAAGGAAGGCCGAGCUCACUCGAUGCAUCAAAGAGCUCCGCAAGUAUCAGAGGUUCGAUCAUGCCCUUGAGAUAAUGGAGUGGAUGGAGAAGAGAAAAAUGAACUUUUCAAGAGCAGAGUAUGCGAUUAAAUUAGAUCUUAUAGCCAAAACCAAAGGGGUAUCUGCAGCUGAAAGUUACUUCAGUAGCCUCUCACCAAAUGCAAAAACUCGAUCUACUUAUGGAGCUCUUUUGAACUGUUAUACAAAGGGACUUAUGCCUGACAAAGCAUUGGAUCUUUUUGAAAAAUUGGAUGCAAUGAAUCUUCUCUCAACUUCUUUACCUUUUAACAAUCUAAUGUCAUUAUAUAUGAGAUUAGGCCAGCCUGAGAAGGUGCCUGCCUUAGUACAUGAUAUGAAGCGGAGAAACAUCCAUCCUUGCUCUUUUUCUUAUAAUAUAUGGAUGCAGAGCUAUGGAUGUUUGAAUGAUUUUGAAGGAGUAGAAAGAGUUCUAGCUGAGAUCGAAAAAGAUGGUGAAGAUAAUUGCAAAUGGAAUACUUACAGUAAUGUGGCCACAAUCUAUCUCAAGGCAGGACUUUUUGAGAAAGCUGAAUCAGCUCUUAAAAAGUUAGAGUUGAAAAUGGGAAUUCGCAAUCGUGAGGCUUACCAUUUUCUGAUUAGCAUAUAUUCUGGUACUCAAAACCUGAACGAGGUUAAUCGAGUGUGGAAUUCCUUGAAGAAAAGUUUCACAACAGUCACCAAUACGAGUUAUCUGGUGAUGCUUCAGGCACUUGCAAAACUAAAAGAUGUCGAUGGUAUAGCCAAAUUGUUCAAGGAGUGGGAAUCCAGCUGCUCCAGUUAUGAUAUGAGAUUAGCAAAUACAGCUAUAAAAGCAUAUUUAGAGCAGGACAUGUAUGAAGAAGCUGAAUUGAUCUUUGAUGGAGCGCUUAAGAGAGCUAAAGGACCUUUCUUCAAGGUGCGAGAGAUGUUCAUGGUUUUCUUCUUGAAGAUUAAUGAGCUGGACUUGGCUUUGGAGCAUAUGAAAGUAGCUUUUUCUGAAACUGAGGAGUAUCAGUGGAAACCAAAAGCGGAAACAGUGAGUGCAUUUUUUAGUUAUUUUUGUGAAGAGAAAGAUAUUGAUGGUGCGGAGAAGUUUUGCAAGAUCUUGAAGCAUAUUAAUUGUCUCGAUUCCAAUGCUUAUAGUUUGCUUCUACAGACGUAUAUAGCUGCUGACAGAUUGGCUCCUGACAUGCGUAAGAGGUUGGAGGAAGAUAAUAUUCAAAUAAGCCAUGAGCUUGAGGACUUGCUUGAAAGGACUAGCUGCAGAUAGAAGACUACAAGCCAUUUCUGGUUACGUUACGUGUAGCCAUGGAGAGUUCCAAUUUACAAUGUUUUUGAAAUUUAAAAGAUAUUCAUUUGUUUAUAUGUUCUUUUGGCAGUGAACGAUGUGAACGACACAAGUUUGCGUUUCACAAUUUGCUAUAAUUGUAAUGAUUUCACUAUCAUUGUUCUUAUUUAUGCAGCAAAUUUGAAAAAAAAAAGAAAAAAGAAAAAAGAAAAAAAAGCUCAUGA
Messenger RNA from Jatropha curcas, 1946 nucleotides. RefSeq names its product Tetratricopeptide repeat (TPR)-like superfamily protein. The record is from RefSeq and is a predicted model, not a curated record. NCBI's taxonomy places the organism in Eukaryota, Viridiplantae, Streptophyta, Magnoliopsida, Malpighiales, Euphorbiaceae. Gene Ontology annotation, molecular function: protein binding. Gene Ontology annotation, cellular component: mitochondrion.